Chelmon rostratus (copperband butterflyfish) is the source of this 6103-nucleotide messenger RNA. It is a transcript of the gene ppfia1, whose product is annotated as PTPRF interacting protein alpha 1. NCBI's taxonomy places the organism in Eukaryota, Metazoa, Chordata, Actinopteri, Chaetodontiformes, Chaetodontidae. Gene Ontology annotation, cellular component: presynaptic active zone. The transcript has 30 exons. Bases 1021 to 4743 code for a protein of 1240 amino acids. The record is from RefSeq and is a predicted model, not a curated record. Gene Ontology annotation, biological process: synapse organization. Gene Ontology annotation, molecular function: protein binding.
GCCGAGGCUGGCAGGCAGUGGCGACAGGGAAGGACCGGAGCGACGGACCUUUUGUUGGAAAUACCGAGAGAACACUAUAAACUCGGACGAAAACGAAGGGAAUAUAAAUUUCUGUUUGAGGUUUGGAUUUUCCAAACGGACUAAAAUCUCGCUAACGUUCAAUGUUAGCUGGAAGUUUUCGAGUCGAGCAGGGAUGUGGUGACGCGACUCCACCGAAUCGACGGGAAGCUAAUGUUAGCCGAUGCGCUAACGUUACUUGAUAGAUUAAUCAUUUCAGCAGAGCUUUGCAGACCUAUUUCAGGAUUUUAAAAACUUUUUAAAGUGUUUUCGAUAGUUCAACAGUUUUGACAUGUUGUAUCGUGUUGUCUACUUUUAUACGAAAUAGAGCUUAUCUUUAGAUAACUGUUUGGCGUUAUCUUAGCUAAGUAUAUGAAACUAGCAAGUGUUAGCUGCCUAGCUGGCUAGAAGCUAACGUUGGCUAGCGGUCGACUCGUAACUGAUUUCAAGCCAAAGAACUCUGCUUCAAAUUAGCUAAUGCUAGCCAGGCUACAACUGUUUCCACGUCACCUAACUAUAUCAUCGCAUAUGUACCUGUUAGGUAAUGUUAUGUUCGAGGCGUUGAACUAUAUUUUCGAGGAUGGCCGUUUGUUUUGAUAAGCAAAGAUAGACACUUUACUUCCAAAUCCAGAUAUGCAAUCAUCGAAUCGCCAGCUUACUUAAUGCUAGCUUGCUAACGUUGAGUUAGCCGGCCAAACUUGGAAUACUGCCCCCUGCUCACUUUAUGUGGGUUUCGCUUUGAGGCCUUUAGGAUAUUAUCCCUUUUUUUCACCGAUAAGACUUUUCACAGCCUUAAUGCAUCCCAGCCUCUGAAUGGAAUUUCGAUCCUCUGGAUGACUCUGGAUAUUUGUGAAGCUUGACACAUAAAUUGGAGUAACUUACUUGGCCUUUGUUGACGUUUACUUGGAAAUCGUAAACUAACGUGGAUUACAACGGUGUUUGGAAUAACGGUGUGCUUCAAAGAUGAUGUGCGAGGUGAUGCCCACCAUCAGUGAGGCUGAAGGGCCCGGCGGGGGAGGCGGCAGCGGUCGUCGAGGCUCUGGCUCCCCUCUUCAGUCAGACUCAGAAGGCCACUUUGAGUCGCUGAUGGUGUCCAUGCUGGAGGAGAGGGAUCGUCUUCUUGACACCCUGAGAGAGACUCAGGAGAAUCUGGGCUUGACCCAGGGCAAACUGCAUGAAGUUAGCCAUGAAAGGGACUCCCUGCAGAGACAACUUAACACUGCUUUGCCACAGGAGUUUGCUGCACUAACAAAGGAAGUGAACGUGUGUCGGGAGCAGCUUCUGGAGAAGGAGGAGGAGAUAGCAGAACUGAAAGCUGAGAGAAACAACACACGGCUCCUGUUGGAGCACUUGGAGUGCCUGGUGUCUCGCCACGAGCGUAGUCUGCGGAUGACAGUGGUGAAGAGACAGGCUCAGUCUCCAGCAGGAGUCUCGAGUGAAGUGGAGGUCCUCAAAGCCCUUAAGUCACUUUUCGAACACCACAAAGCCCUCGAUGAGAAGGUGAGGGAGAGACUUCGCGUCGCCUUGGAAAGAUGCAGCGCGUUGGAGGAACAGCUCACCAUCUCACACAAAGAAUUGGCUUACCUCAGGGAGCAGAACAGCCAGAAGAGAGGGCUGGCAGAUGGAACGAGCGAGGUCAACCACAACUCUGAAAACACGCCAAGCACUAAUGGCAAGCGGUCAUCGGACGGUUCGCUGAGUCAGGAGGAGGACUCGGGGCCCGUGUUCGGAAAGGUCGGCGAGCUCCAGGAGGUGGUGGAUCGUCAGACGGCUGAUCUGGGCCAGAUGAAGGAGCGCAUGGCUGCUAUGGUUUCACGCAUUAGUGAGCUGGAGGAGGACCUGGACACGGCCCGAAAGGACCUCAUCAAGUCUGAAGACAUGAACACGCGGCUACAGAGAGACCUGAGAGAGUCAAUGGCUCAGAAGGACGACAUGGAGGAGAGGAUCACCACCCUGGAGAAGCGAUACCUGGCAGCUCAGCGGGAGGCCACCUCCGUCCACGACCUUAACGACAAGCUGGAGAAUGAAGUGGCCAACAAGGAGUCCCUCUUCAGACAGACUGAGGACAGAAACCGGCAACUCCAAGAGAAGCUGGAGCUGGCUGAGCAGAAGCUGCAGCAGACCAUCCGCAAAGCAGAGACUCUGCCCGAGGUGGAAGCAGAGCUAGCCCAGAGGGUAGCUGCCCUCACAAAGGCGGAGGAACGCCAUGGCAAUGUGGAGGAGAGACUGAGGCAGCUGGAGGCCCAACUGGAGGAGAAGAACCAGGAGCUGCUCAGGGCACGACAGCGAGAGAAAAUGAAUGAGGAGCACAAUAAGCGUCUGUCUGAGACAGUGGACAAGCUGCUUUCAGAGUCCAACGAGAGACUCCAGCUUCACCUCAAAGAGAGGAUGUCUGCUCUGGAGGAUAAGAAUGCCCUGAUACGAGAACUGGAUCACACCAAGAAGUUGAUUGAGGAGUCUCACCACGAGAAGGAGCAGCUCCUGAUCCAGAUUGAGACCAUGAGGGCAGAGAAUGAGCAGGGAAGGAGCAGGAGCAACUCCUUACUACACGGACGGUCCCAGUUGGGCAGCACUCCAGAUUUCAGGUAUCCAGUGUCAGCUUCCUCAAUGAUGGACAGCAACUCAGACCAUUACGGCAGUGCUCUUGUGCUGCGGCGGCCUCAAAAAGGACGGAUGGCUGCGCUCCGGGACGAGCCGUCCAAGGUGCAGACUUUGAAUGAGCAGGAGUGGGAGCGCAUGCAGCAGGCCAACGUGCUGGCAAAUGUGGCCCAGGCCUUUGAGAGUGACAUGGAUGCUUCAGACCUGGAGGAGGACAGAGAGACAAUUUUCAGCUCGGUGGACCUGCUGUCCCCUGCUGGCCAGGCUGACGCACAGACCCUCGCCUUAAUGCUGCAGGAACAGCUGGAUGCCAUCAACAAUGAAAUUAGAAUGAUCCAGGAGGAGAAGGAGAACACCGCCAUCCGGGCAGAGGAGAUUGAAUGCCGGGUGGGCAGCGGCGAUAGCCUGGGAGGACGUUUCCGCUCAAUGAGCUCCAUCCCUCCGUCUCUCUGUGCGGGCUCCUCGUUGGGCGGUUCACCCCCAGGCUCUGGCCACUCCACCCCCAGACGCAUUCCCCGCAGCCCCAACAGAGAACUGGACCGAAUGGGUGUCAUGACUUUGUCUGCUCAGGAUGACAAGGCUACUAUCCGGUGUGAGACGUCACCCCCCACCACUCCACGUUCCAUGCGCCUAAACAGGGAGGCCGGGCAUACUGCGAGCCACGAGGACAUCAGAGACAUUCGAGGUCUUGCUGGCUUGCAGGACGGCCAGGGAAGCAACCCCAGCAGUAGUAACAGCAGCCAGGACUCCCUCAACAAAGCUGCCAAGAAGAAGAGUAUUAAGUCUUCCAUUGGACGCCUCUUUGGGAAGAAGGAGAAAGGCCGACCCAGCAUUCCUGGCAAGGACUCCCCCAGUCAAGCUGGCACUCCUGAGGCAGAGAGCUCUCCUAAGGAUGGCUUAGGAAUGGGCACCCUGGGGGGCCCUGCAGAGAAGAACAGGAAGCUGCAGAAGAAUCCAAAGACCGGGCAUGAAUUACUGGAGGAGGCUCGCAGGCAGGGCCUGCCAUUCGCCCAGUGGGACGGACCAACUGUUGUGGUUUGGCUGGAGCUGUGGGUGGGCAUGCCAGCCUGGUACGUGGCUGCGUGCCGUGCCAAUGUGAAGAGCGGAGCCAUUAUGUCAGCGCUAUCAGACACAGAGAUCCAAAGGGAGAUUGGUAUCAGCAACCCGUUACAUCGUCUGAAACUUCGCCUGGCCAUCCAGGAAAUCAUGUCUCUCACCAGCCCCUCCGCCCCGCCAACCUCAAGAACGACCACAGGAAACGUUUGGGUCACACACGAAGAAAUGGAAAGUUUGGCAGCUACACCCCCCACGGAGGAUGACGAGGGCAGCUGGGCCCAGACGCUGGCGUAUGGAGACAUGAACCACGAGUGGAUUGGUAACGAGUGGCUGCCCAGCCUGGGUUUGCCGCAGUACCGCUCCUACUUCAUGGAGUCCCUGGUGGACGCCCGAAUGCUUGACCACCUCACCAAGAAGGACCUGAGGGGACAGCUGAAAAUGGUGGAUAGCUUCCACAGGAACAGUUUUCAGUGUGGAGUGAUGUGUCUGAGGAGGCUCAACUAUGACAGGAAGGAGCUGGAGAGGAGAAGGGAAGAGUCUCAGCUGGAGCUUCAAGAAGUGUUGGUGUGGAGUAACGAGCGUGUGAUCAGCUGGGUUCAGGCCAUCGGGCUGAAGGAGUACAGUGGUAACCUUUAUGAGAGCGGAGUCCACGGAGCGCUGCUCGCCCUGGACGAAACCUUCGAUCACAACGCCCUGGCCCUGCUGCUGCAGAUCCCCACACAGAACACACAGGCCAGAACAACUCUUGAGCGUGAAUACAACAGUCUGCUGGCCAUUGGCACAGACAGGAGAAUAGAAGAGGACGACGAUAAGAACUUCCGCCGGGCUCCCUCAUGGAGAAAGAAGUUCAGGCCCAAAGACAUGAGGGGGAUGUCGUUGGGGGCGUCGGACACCCUGCCCGCCAACUUCCGAGUGACCAGCAGCAGCGCGGCGUCUCCCUCCACGCAGCCAAAGAGGAGCCCGAUGGACGGUAACCACUGGUCAGAGGAUGAAGGGGAAUUCCCUGCAUUCAAGACUAGGAUGAUGAACUGAAAUGACUUGCAAGGACACUAAAAAGAUGAAAAGACCUUACUCACCAGUCUCAGUAUCCGUAGAGGAAACUUUCUAGAUUUAUCUACAUUUGUUAUUAUAUUUAUGUAAACCAAUGGGACGUUUUAAUUGAUUUUAGAAUUACCAUGUAAUCCUUUUUGCCUCUAUCCCCUUAAUCAACCCACUUUUUAAAGAAGAAACGUUUCUCCACUGUGCCCAUGUUAAGCUCAGCUCUCAGAUGUAUGUAACUGAAUGUUCCAACUGUCUGGAGUUUGUAUAUUUCUACCAACAGACAUUUUAUCUAAUCUUUUUUAUAUAAUCCUGAUUCUAUUGACCAGAUGUAUGUUUUUUUUUUCCUCCUCUCUUUGAUUUGAAUUCUAAUCAUUGAAUUUAUGCUCAAGUGACUUUGAUAUUUGAUAUAACUUAAUUCAUAUCCUUUGCCCUUUUUAACUGUUGUAAUUUUUGUAGCUUAUUUCCUGUGAUUUUGUGUAAAUGCAGCUCUUAGGUCAACAGAUGUGUGAAUAUCAGACAAAUUGCUGGAGUUGUCCGACUGUUUCACAAACUGCUCAACACUGUGAGUCAUCAUCACCGUUAAAAUAACUGCUGGCAAGCCAGGUGAUGGUGGCGACAGAUAUCAUGUGAAACACACAGUAUAUUUUCCUUUUCUCUCUCGUUUCUCUUCUUUCUUUUUUGUUCCAUACCUGCGAAACCAAAAUGAAACUCUUGAAUUUAAGAAUUAAAGCCAUAUAACAGUAGCAAAACAACACAGAGGGCUUCUUUUGGAUGCAAGUGAAAACUGAAUUUGAAGUUCUCUCCAGUUCCUCGCAUGCAGAAACUUCUCCCCUCCCUACCACACCCGACCCCCACACCCAGCUCGCCCCUUAAAUAAAAACACCCCCCCCCCUCCCCUGUGGAGAAACGCACAGACAAGGCUCGCGUGUACAGGAGGACUUGAAACGUACGGACGAGUCGAAAGUGCGGAAACUCCUUCGAUGGACCAACUUCACUGAGGCCUCAGUCGAUCCCCGCCGUGACUAGACGACCCUCAAGGCGGUGCGAUCCACCCACAAACCUUUUUUAAAAACACUUUGUACGGAUUUCAUAUCAAGCCUUAUUGUUUCUUAACCCCUCUCUGUCGUCUGUUCUUAUUUAUUACUACUCAUCUGCGUUGUUUAGUCGGUUGUGCUUUCAUAGCUGAAGCCCCAGUUUGCUCCUCUGAAUGUAGCAAAGCUCCCCGCCUCUACGUUUGUCCCGUCUGUGCUCCCAACACAGGUUCCACCGUUAGUUUUCACGGCCAAUGAGAAGGAACCAACGAGUUUUCUUUCACCCUUCAUGUAGUUCAGAUUAAAGUAGAGAUGCUUUU